Messenger RNA from Staurois parvus, 263 nucleotides. The record is from the annotation of a GenBank genome assembly. Lineage: Eukaryota; Metazoa; Chordata; Amphibia; Anura; Ranidae.
UAUAAACGGCCUCCCCACACCCUGCUUGUGCGCGCUCGCCCGGGCAAAGUGAAACACAGAGUGAAACACCGAUCGUCGGAUGGGACCUCUGUACAAAGUCCCGAUCAUGUGAUCACUGAUUGGCCAAUCAGUGAUCACUUCCUGACAUCAUUGCUUACUACGUGUGAAAUCUGUGAAUGAUCACAGAGGUCACAUGGUACAAGGCUAUUCACAACAGCCUUGUACCAUGUGACAAGCUGUGACCAAUCACAGCUCACUCAGUA